AUGCACGUCCUCGGCAACAUUGGCCACAGCUUCAGCCAGCGGCGAAAGACACACAAGCCCAAGGACCUGCACAUCCGCAAGGUGUCCUUCUCCGGCUGCUCCCUCUCGUCCGGCUGCUCGCUCUCGUCGUCAUCAUCGUCCACAUCGUCCACAUCGUCCACCUCCACGGCACGCGCACCCUUAUCGGCCAGAACGCCCAUCACCGGCUCCUCCUCGCCGGGCUGCUUCGGCCCCCUCAGCGCACACCCAACCUUCCACCCUCCGCCGCGGCUCCACGACCGGCCGCUCAUCAGCCCCGAGCGGUGCCGCGACCCGCCGGCGUCGACCUUUUUCGACGACUCCACCGACGACGAGGACUUGGGCGAGGACCACCAGAGCAUCGACGGCGGCGACUACACCGUCGUCGGCAGGGCGCAGGCGCUGCACUUUUCGCACCCGAGCGAGAUGACGAUGCCGCCGCCGGAGCAGCAGGUCGUCGACACCCCCGGCGCCGCCCAGGACUACUUCAUGCUGCAGCUGGCCACGAGGCGCCCGCCCAUGCCGCGCUCGCGCUGGUCCGAGUCGACCGUCCAGACGCUGGACCAGGACCUCUCGUCGGCAGACGACCUCGACCUCGACGAGACGCCGGGCUCCGACGCCCCCGGCCCGCUGGACGUUCCCAACUUUAGCCACAAGCGCAGCGUGUCCACGCCCAAGAGGCCGCCUAUGCGGUCGCUCGACAGCCUCGAGGACCUGAUCAAGCGGAGCGGCUGGAAGCGGCGCGGCGUCGUGUUCAACGGGAGCGAGAGCGAGAGCGACGCGGGGGCUGACUUGUAA
Metarhizium acridum CQMa 102 is the source of this 816-nucleotide messenger RNA. RefSeq lists its product as uncharacterized. The record is from RefSeq and is a predicted model, not a curated record. NCBI's taxonomy places the organism in Eukaryota, Fungi, Ascomycota, Sordariomycetes, Hypocreales, Clavicipitaceae.